This is a messenger RNA of Xenopus laevis (African clawed frog), 892 nucleotides long. RefSeq names its product translocase of inner mitochondrial membrane 9 homolog L homeolog (gene timm9.L). The record is from RefSeq and is marked provisional. Gene Ontology annotation, biological process: protein insertion into mitochondrial inner membrane. NCBI's taxonomy places the organism in Eukaryota, Metazoa, Chordata, Amphibia, Anura, Pipidae. Gene Ontology annotation, cellular component: mitochondrial intermembrane space chaperone complex; mitochondrial inner membrane.
CUGUGUUCGCCCCGCCCACGUGCAGUUGGUGUAGGACAAGGAGAGCAGGGAGCUACCGGGAGAUACUGAGUAACUGAUUUUAAAGUUAGCAACAGUUAUGGCGGCACAGAUGUCCGAGUCUGAUCAGAUCAAACAGUUCAAAGAAUUUCUUGGGACGUAUAAUAAACUGACCGAAAACUGUUUCCUGGAUUGCGUGAAGGACUUCACAACAAGAGAAGUGAAGGCAGAAGAGAUGACCUGCUCAGAACACUGCCUACAAAAGUAUCUGAAAAUGACCCAGAGGAUAUCAAUGCGAUUUCAGGAGUACCACAUACAACAGAAUGAAGCUUUAGCUGCUAAAGCCGGACUUCUUGGUCAGCCUAGAUAGAUAACUGGCAGCAACCCUACAAGGCUGUAAAGAUUCCAACAGCUUGUUGCCCUGCAAGACAAAGAUUCAACAGAGUGUUAAAGGCGUGUCUGCCCUCCAUACUGCAAUGGCAGAUGUGCACAAUUAAAGGGAUGGAGUAAGCUUGAAUCAGCAGGGACCAGCUAUUUUUUAUCUUUCCAUGGCAUCGCAUAAAUGCCCACCUGUUGAGAUUAAAAAUACUUUUGUAAUAAAUUGUUUAAAAACAUUAAUAUAUCUUCAUUUGUUCACUAAAUGUUAAAAUGCAAACUGACAAUUGGUUGGAAUUAAAAGAAAUGUUUUCUCUUCAUUUUUUUUCUUGGAAAUGUCAUGUUUACCUGAAAGUACUUAUAUGGUGCCCAUGUAUAAACUGAAGGAUGAAAGCAAGCAGUGGUAGCCAUUGAAAUCCAUCCCCAGCACCCCACAGGCUACCCAAGAGUGCCAUUGUACUUGAUUUUCCCCAGUUGGUCUUUUUGUUAUAUUAAUUAUAAAAGUGUCACAUUAAAGAGA